Messenger RNA from Platichthys flesus (European flounder), 2338 nucleotides. RefSeq lists its product as uncharacterized. Lineage: Eukaryota; Metazoa; Chordata; Actinopteri; Pleuronectiformes; Pleuronectidae. The transcript has 3 exons. The record is from RefSeq and is a predicted model, not a curated record. The coding region runs from base 557 to 1216 and encodes 219 amino acids.
UGCUAUUCAGAUGUCCUUCUGCGUCACUGAGAACAUAAGAAAUGACUUUUUCUUUGUUUUCCUCUAAGAUUUAUCGUCGCAGACAGACUUGAUUAAUAUUUUAGAAGGAGGAAAUUGUAAUCCCAACGCAGACAUGGACGUAACAAGAGGAGGAGUGGGGUGCCAAAACAAUCUGAUCAGUCUCCACUGCUCUUAAGCUUGAAUAUGAAGUUGCUACACAUGUUAUAUUAUCAAUAAGCUGUAAAAACUUUUUUUUAGCUCUAUCAGCUUUCCUGCAGGUCGACUGGGUCUCCUGCCAUUCAAGCUCUGGUGCAGUGCACAUUUCAUUUCCGACCCCUGCUCAGUUUUCCUGAAACUGGACGCCGGGGCUGAUGAAUAAAACAUCCUUUGUAUGGUGCUGGCUGAUCACCGGAGCCCUUUCAGCUGUAUAAGUGGUGAAAGGCGACAUAAUCUUCCUCAGAACAAGAUCUAGACUGAGAUUGAGAGCGAGAGAGAGAGAGAGAGAGACCCACACACACAGACAGGGAAAGGACCACAAAAUGCCUUGGGGAGCAGCAUGUUAAAUCCACAGCAGCACGCUGAGCUUCUCCUGCGUGACACGCUGCCGGUGUUUGGGAAGCCGUGGUUCUGGCAGCGCAGAAGCAGCACCAUGGAGAGCACCCGCAGCCUGGCGCAGGUCAUCAUGGAGAUGCGCGAUGAUAUCAAGAAGCUGGAGGUGGAGAACCAAGAGCUGAGGGGAGACUACGGUCCGAGAGCAUUUGGGGCCAAGUCCGGGGAGGAGAGCCGGGUGUCUUCAGCACUUGAGAACCCAUAUAUGAACCUGAGACGAAACGUGUCUGCACCGGUCCUGGAGGGACAAUACAAGGAGAACACUGUCAUGACUGUCCGGCGGUACUCCAUAAGCUCCAACCUGUCUGGGGUGACACUGAGAGAGGGGAGGACCGACAGGGUGCGGCGGGUUGAGAAUGGAUGGAGAAGGCUACAAGAACAAAUCCAGCACGGGAACGGCGUCUUUGGUAACCCAGUGAGAGAAGUGGGAAAAGUGACCAACAGACACUCCCUGCAGGAAUAUGUCCACAAAAACAGGGCCAAGGUUAAAACUGUCACCUUCCUUCUACCCGUGGACGACAUCUACACUAACCGUCCAGUUCUGACCAAACACCGGGAGGAGUCUAAAACUUCUGAGCUUGCCUCCAUAAUGGAGACAGAUUCUUGAAUGUACUUUGUGUCCCAUGGGACAAAGUGCAGACAUGAACUAACCCUCUCCAUCUAGGUCAGUGUCGACUGGGCUCUUGAUGAGCGGGCCGGCCGGCCGAUUUUAUCACACCUGACCACACAGACAGAAGACUCUGGUUACAGGGGUUGUUUUCAUCAGGCCAUGGCGAUCGACACAGGGCCAACGAUGAUGAGACACGGGGGCCCUCUGCAGCGAGGAUCAGGUGUCCGGCCUCCUCUUCCCAACCCGGGGUUGUCGCUUUGGAGUGAGACACACACCUGUAGGUGACAGCCCUUUCACAGACUGUUGUGGUGACUCAGGCCUCGUGAGCAGCAUCAGACUCAUGGUUUAUUCAUUCUUGUUUCUUUUCGUGUUGAAAACUGAAAUGGGUUGUCAAGGGGCCACGUACCUGUGACCUGUUUCUUUUCAGUGUUCAUAAAGAGUGUAUUUAUUUAUUUUUAGUCCAAAUAGUAUUUGCUCUCCUAAAUAGAAGGCUCCCUGUAAAUAAACUCAAUAAUAUAAUGUUUGGCCUAUAUAAAAAAUAGUCAUUGUAAACUAUAACCUGUAACAUUAAUAUUGUUUUCUCUGCUAGGGAGGGUUUGUUUAUUGGUUUGUUUGUUUGCUUAAUACUUUUCUUAUUGGGAGUCAGUAACUUACAGAAUAAAUGGAUUUGAUAGAAAAUACCAAUGUGUUUAAUCAAAAUACAGAUAAUGUUCUUUCAAUGUGAUCCAAAGCGUCACAUGUAUACUGAAGGGAAACGUUGACAUUGCAAAGAAUCCAUGUUAUCCAUGUUAUCCAUGUGGGAGGAGUUUUACAUACAUCAGUAUUAAAUGCUCUUUUCAUUGUUUAGAAAAAUGACGUGUUCUUCUUUUUGACAUUCAGAGUUGUAAUACAGAACAUUAUUUUAACUCAUUUCAUUUAAUCCAGAUGAUAGCGUUUCGUCUCUGAGUGAAAGGGAUUUCCAGUUUUACUGCUGGCCACAUUGGACUGAACAGCAACAGCUGCUGGUCACUGAGAAACCAGGAAAGCCUCAUGCUUCUUCUUCCAAGUUCUCUCCAGCUCCUCCAGCUGGUUGACAACUUACAUUGUCCUCUCACAGUUGAAGAAAUCUUCUGCAACACU